Thamnophis elegans (Western terrestrial garter snake) is the source of this 4069-nucleotide messenger RNA. It is a transcript of the gene CSRNP1, whose product is annotated as cysteine and serine rich nuclear protein 1. The transcript is spliced from 5 exons. The record is from RefSeq and is a predicted model, not a curated record. Gene Ontology annotation, molecular function: DNA-binding transcription factor activity, RNA polymerase II-specific; sequence-specific DNA binding. Gene Ontology annotation, cellular component: nucleus. Lineage: Eukaryota; Metazoa; Chordata; Lepidosauria; Squamata; Natricidae. Gene Ontology annotation, biological process: regulation of transcription by RNA polymerase II. Bases 292 to 2043 code for a protein of 583 amino acids.
GAGUUUUCCACUGACGAAAAAGGGCAGCGCAAGCAGCUGGAGGAGGAGCGGCGGCGGCAGCAGCAGCAGCGGCGGCGGCGGCGGCGCCCUGCAGAUCACAGCCGCGCCAAGCACGGACAGGCAGCUCAGCGCUUCUGCUGCUGCUGGUGGUGCCUCCGCGGCGAUGCGCGCCUGAGCUGCCGCUCCGCCAGCCGGAUUUCCCUGAAGCCGUUUCUGCACUCUCUCCACUCCAACGGCGGAUGUCCCUGGAGCCUCGAGCGGCGCCGAUAGAAGAAAAAUCUCAUCCUAAUCAUGGCAGGAAUGCUAAAACGGAAACAUGAUGAAUUGGAAGAUGAUGUUUCAUACAUCUCUUCUUCAUCAUCAUCAUCUCCUUUCUCAUCUUCCUCAGCUUUGUCAGGUUGGGAAUCUGACGAAGAAAUCUCUCAAGGAGGCAUCAAGCCCACUGUGGCCUUAAACAUGGAUUUCACCCCAACCUCCAUCCUGAAGAAAAGCAAGCGGCAGAAGCGGGCCAACGUCGAAUUCGACCGGGUCACAGUUUUCUAUUUCCCACGUCGCCAAGGAUUCACCACCGUGCCUAGCUAUGGGGGCUGCACUUUGGGGAUGGCUAGGAAGCAUGGAUUCUCCCGGGAGUUCACCAUCUCGGAGUUUGGCAAACAGCAGCAGAUCGUCCGGAAAGAGAAGGCGAAGGACAGGCUGAAAGAAGAGAAGCUGCAAGCCCUUAAAUCAAAACUGACUAUGAAUGGUACGAAGGAGUCGGAGGAAGCCAAACGGCUGACCAUAGACGACAUCUCAUUGGACGACAUCGACAUGAGCCAUGUGGAUCUGAACAACGGCCUCUUCCUCCAGCCGUACACCGCCAAGAAGAGGCGCGCCUUGCUCAAGUCCAUGGGAGUCAAGAAGAUCGACAGAGAGGAGAAGCGGCAGCUGCAAAGGAUUCGCAUUUCUCGGGAGAACUGUGGCUGUAACUGCCAGGGGUUUUGUGAUGCUGAAACCUGCAGCUGCAGCUUGGCAGGAAUUAAAUGCCAGAUGGAUUACACCUCCUUUCCUUGCGGCUGCACCAGAGAUGGCUGUGGGAAUACAGAGGGGAGAGUUGAGUUCAACCAAAGUCGAGUGCAUACGCAUUUCAUCCACACCAUCAUGAGACUGGAAUUGGAAGAGAACCAAAAAAACGGCAACAGUAAUCCUGAGCCUGAGCUAUCCUUCCGGGACCAUCUUCGCCCAUUUGCCAACCAGGCUUCCUAUGAAGAAAGGGACGUCACGCUGACGCCCGCCUUCAACUUCACCACCACCUUGGAGACCGUCAGCGAGAACAGCUGCAGCAGCAACAUGACCGACUCAUCGGCAUCAUCCAACCAGAGUGAGGAUUUGGAAGAGUUGUUUGAAAGGAACGCCAAGUCACAGUCGGACAUCGAUGACAACGGCCUGGCUCGGAUCCUCCACUUCAAUGAUUCGGAUGGAGAAGAAGAAGACAUCAGUAGUGUUGGCCACUGCCAGGAUAAUUUGAGUUCUUUCAACCCUUGCGAUUUCUUCAGUGUGGAUGUGGAGAACCAUUGUGCCACCAACCCUGUUGAGGAGAUCGGCUUCAGCAGUAGUUCUGGUUAUUUAAGAAACGUCAGUGAAUGCUUGGACGAGAACACCAAUCAGGGGCCGAGCAGUGUCUUUGAGGAGAUCCCCGCUGGACAGGAUGAAGAAGAAGGUACCAGCUAUUCCCCAUCUUCCUUUGAAGAAGUGGACUCCAAGAACUACAUGGAUCUGAGUUUUUCCUCCGACUCUUUGGAUGUUUUCCAGUCCUUUUCAGAUUAUAAUCUGGGACCUCUGUAUAACUCCCUGAAGGAGUACGAGAAUGUGGACAACUUCACCGUUUUGCAACUGCAGGUGCCAAAUCUGCCCACCUUGAUUCAGCCUGCAGAUCAGAACAAUUGCUUUCUGGAGUCCUUGAUCGGGUUGUCUGAAUCCAUCCCAGAAAUCCCUGCACCUUUUUCAGACAACCAGCUUCUUGAAGAUGCCAUAAAAUCAUCUCUAGUGGAGACCAUGAAGGUUUAAAAAUUUUGUACUUUUUUGUUUGUUUGUGUGUGCCUGAAAGGAAAGGCUGGACAGUUCCACAUUUCUUACGAUGAAUAAAACAUUCCUUUUCUGUUAGGUGCUGGGAAGAAGAUCUUCCUAAGCAGAUAAAUCAAUAUUAUUUUUAUUUUGGACACUUUGUGGAGAGAAAAAAAAAGUGCUAAAGUUUUUGUUUUGUUUGUUUUUUACUAUUUGUGAAAACCUUUUGAGAUCUUAAUGGCAUUUCUGGGGGUGGGGGUGGAAGGCGAAUUUUGCAAAUUCAAACAUAAUUUUCUUGCAUUUUGUAUGAGAAGGGGGGAGAUGGGGAGACUUUGUAAGGAAUAUCACUUGUAUAUCUUUAAGUUUGUGGAUUACUGACCCAGGCACCUUCUACAAAAUAUGCUGAAAUAUUUGUGGACAAUUUUUCUGCAAUUGCUUCAUGAGAAUUACAGAAGUGUAUUUAUUGUGCAAAUGAUUUUGCUAUUGAUGAAAUGGGAAAACGUUUACAACCGGGGAAAUAAUUAUGUUGUUUGCCUUAUUUCUUUGCUCCCCUAUUUAUUGGAAAGGAUCACCAAUUUAAACAAGCUUCAACAAAGCAUGGGAUUUUAUUUAAAUUAGUUAUAGAUUGUGUUAUAUAUAUAUAUAUUAUGUACAAUCAUUUUCUUUUUGCAUAAUAUAUAUUAUUAUUUAUUUGUCACAGGCUUCUCAGUUAGGCUGUGGCCAGUUAAGGUGCUGAAAGGGAAAGAGAUAUUUGGCAGACCAGCCCUUGAGGAUUUAUUUUGCAUUAGGUAUCCCUUACUUCGUCUCCCCUUCGCCUCCUUUGGAUUAAACACCAAGAUGAAGACAUCUUAAACUGCAUCUUCUCCUUCCACCCUCCCUCCCUCCCUAAUUUCUUCCUUCCUUCCCUCCCUAACUCCUCCCUCCCUCCCUCCCUCCCUCCCUCCUUUCCUCUCUUCCUCCCUCCUUGCAAGAAUUAAGGAGGGGGGAGAGCGGAAAGGAAGGAAGCUUCCCUCCCACUCUCCCUAACCCCUCCCUCCCUCCUUCCCCCUCUUCCUCCCUCCUUGUAAGUAUUAAGGAGGGAGGGAGGGCAGAAAGGAAGGAAGCUUCCCUCCCUAACUCCUCCCUCCCUCCAUAACCCCUUGCAACAAUGAAGAAGAGAAUUAGGGAGGCAGGAUUCCUUCCUGCUCUCCCCUCUCCCUCCCCUCUUUAAUUCCUUCCUCCCUCCCUCUUUCCCUUCCUCACAUAUCUACACUAUGGGUUUUGAAAUCCUAUUCCACAAUCUUGGAUUCCUCUAGGAAGAAUUUAAGAAUCUGGCCAUGGGAGGGUGAGGGGAAAGGUCUCGGAAGGUUUAACAGGUCGCCCCCAAACAUGCUUUUUGUCUCUUUCCCUUCUACCUUUUUUUCUGGUGAUUCCUAACCUUGUUUUCCGGAGUGUAUGGAAUUGAUUCCAAAGAUGUUUUGCUUUGUUAAUGCAGAUGCAGCCUAGAGGUUUUGGAUCUAAAUUUGGAAAAAUAUAUUAUUUGCUACCUACUUCAAAUAUUUGGACAAAGUAGGGCACAUGCAGUAAAGGGGGCUAUUUUUGCUGGAGAUCAGCAGAAUUUUGAAAUAUUUGUGAUGGAUAUAACUGCUGUGCAAUUGUUUUGGAAUCGUAGCCAUUGCUUAGCAAAGAAAUUGAGCCUUGAAAGGUGGGAAUGGAAGCCUUCUAAAUCUGUGUUUCUCAACACUUCAAGUUCCAGAAUUUCCCAGCCAGCCAUGGCUGGCUGCAGAAUUCUGGGAAUUGAAACUACACAGUGUAAAGUAGUUGAGAAGCACUGUUCUAAAUGUUGCAAUACAGCUGAAAGUGACUGCUGUCAGCAGCCUUUCAACUGCAGAGUUCAUGCAUUGUAUUAUGAAAGAGCAGCAUCUUGCUACUAUUUAAGGAGGGGGAAACACCCCCCCCCCCGAUUUCUACAGUUUUGUACUUGAUAAGACUGGUAGUUAAAUACGACAAAUUUAUCAAACUCUAAACUAUUAAGAGAGAGGAACAAAAC